AUGACAGCAGUUGAAGAUGGAAAAGGAGGUGUAUUUUUUGUAUAUGGAUAUGGUGGAACAGGUAAGACAUUUCUCUGGAAGACUUUAGCUUUAUCCGUUAGGUCUAGAGAACAGAUCGUACUAAAUGUUGUUUCGAGUGGUAUUGCUUCUUUGCUAAUGUCAAGAGGUAGAACGGCACAUUCUAGAUUUCACAUUCCCAUAAAUUUAGAUGAGAGUUCGAUGUGUCACAUAAGGGCUGAUGGUGAUGUAGCCUACUUGCUUAAGCAUACUAGGUUAAUUAUAUGGGAUGAAGCACCCAUGGUACAUAGGCAUGCGUUCGAAGCUUUAGACCGAACCUUUAAAGAUGUUUUGGUUGACAAAAGCAAUUCUCAGUCGGAUGUUUUAUUUGGAGGUAAAGUAAUUGUGUUUGGUGGUGAUUUUAGGCAAAUUCUUCCUGUUAUUCCAAACGGAAGUAGGCAAGAAAUUGUUAAUGCUUCGUUGAGUUCAUCUUAUAUAUGGUCACACUGUAAAUUACUUACCUUAACAAAAAACAUGAGGUUGACUAUCGGUGCUUCACAAUCCAGAAUGGUGGAGACUGAGAAAUUUGCCAAAUGGCUUCUUGAUAUCGGGGAAGGUAAGGUUGGAGGUGACAACGAUGGCGUUGCAAUUGUAGAAAUACCUUCUGAUAUUCUAAUUACAGAUUCUUCCGAUCCCAUUGAAAGUUUGAUUCAAUUUGUGUAUCCGUCGGUUUUAGAAAGAUAUAUGGAUCUAGAUUAUUUUUCUGAAAGAGCCAUUCUGACACCGAAAAAUGAGGUCGUUCAUGAAAUAAACGAUCGAUUGUUAGAGUUGUUUCCUGGUGAACCAGUAGAGUACCUAAGCUCUGAUACUAUAUGUGAAACUGAAAAAGGUAUUGAUUCCUUCCAGCAAGAGUUGUAUUCACCUGAUGUUUUGAAUGGUUUAAAGAUAUCUGGUUUACCAAAUCAUCGUCUGGUUCUAAAAGUUGGUGUUCCUAUUAUGCUUCUUAGGAACAUUGACCAACAGAAUGGAUUAUGUAAUGGUACAAGGUUAAAAGUUACAUAUCUUGGAAAGAGGGUUAUGGAAGGUGAAAUUAUAUCAGGUGCUAAUGUUGGAACUAGAACGUUCAUUCCAAGAAUUAGCAUGAUUCCAUCCGACAAAAAAAUACCUUUUGCUUUUCAAAGACGACAAUUUCCUGUUGCUGUGUGUUUUGCUAUGACAAUCAACAAGAGUCAAGGCCAGUCUUUGUCUAAGGUUGGUCUUUAUUUAAAAGAACCAGUUUUCACACAUGGCCAGUUAUAUGUGGCAUUAUCUAGAGUUAAAUCAAGACAAGGGGUGAAGAUAUUAAUUCUUGAUAAGGAUGGGAAACCUACUAAUACAACAACCAAUGUUGUUUAUAAAGAAGUGUUCACUCACCUUUGA
Molecule: messenger RNA, 1416 nt
Organism: Helianthus annuus (common sunflower)
Lineage: Eukaryota; Viridiplantae; Streptophyta; Magnoliopsida; Asterales; Asteraceae
Product: ATP-dependent DNA helicase pif1-like
Exons: 1
Coding region: 1-1416 (471 amino acids)
Biological process (GO): telomere maintenance; DNA repair
Molecular function (GO): DNA helicase activity
Source: RefSeq, a predicted model, not a curated record